Messenger RNA from Psylliodes chrysocephalus, 3941 nucleotides. The record is from the annotation of a GenBank genome assembly. NCBI's taxonomy places the organism in Eukaryota, Metazoa, Arthropoda, Insecta, Coleoptera, Chrysomelidae.
AUUUCAUAUAUAAGAAACUGAUAAAAAGAUCGUUAUGGGAAAAAAUCCCGUUCCUACUUAUUUUAGAUAUAUUGUAUUUAGGAAAAAACAAAUUUUUGUGAUUAUCAAAAUUUCCCACGACCUUAUAAAAGUACCUACUUGACAACGUUCAAUUUAUAAAUCGUUAGUGUAUUUAAAAUUAGCGGUAUAGACAUGCAACACAGACUUCACGGUUUGAUGAAAAGUAGAAUAUAAAAACUGCUAAAGAAUAAUAUGUUCGUGUUUAUCUUAAAAUUAAAACAGAAUUAAAAUUUAUUUUAGUGAUUAAAUUACAGCGUGUGGCUACUGACCGAAAUCCCAUCUCUUCUGGCAAAAGGGGGGUCAAGAAAUUAUCAUCCAAGCAAACCCAUACAGUGAUUCAGUUGUUUUGUUACUACGAUAAUGUUAUUCUUUACUCUAGUUUUGGCCAUAGGAUUAACGCAACAAGUUAGCUUCGCUUCCAAAGGCUUUUAUGAGUCUGGUUUGUCCUUCUAUAAUGAUAUCCUAACGAACAAAUUUGAUUGGCAAUUGCUACAAGAGUUGUCACCGCAUCAUAAAAAUGUACUUAUUUCUCCUAUCAGUCUAAAACUCAUAUUUGGCCUAUUGUAUCAAGGAUCUACAUCUGUUACAGAAAAAGAAUUUCAGUCCUUAUUAAAUUUUGAAAAUAAGGAUGCCGUUAAAAAUAAUUAUAGCAAUAUAUUAGCUGCUUUACAGCAUUCUGAGAGAAGUGAAUAUUUGUUGAACAUAGGAACAUCAAUGUUUUUAGAUAAAGAUUUACAUGUACUUCCUACUUUCGAACAAAUUGCGGUCAAAUAUUUUCGAACAGGUAUUAAACUAGUUGAUUUCGGUAAACCAGAAGAGGCCAGUCAGAUCAUUAAUAGUUGGAUAGAUCAAUUAACCCAUGGAAAAGUGAAAAAAAUGGUCGCAGCGGAUGAUUUGGUUCAGACAUUGAUGCUGAUUACAAAUGCAAUUUACUUUAAAGGAACUUGGGAACACCCAUUUCCCAGAAAUCAAACAUAUGUAGGAAAAUUUCUAACAACAGCCGACUAUACACAAGCUAAUAAGCCACCAAAAUACGUACAAUAUAUGACAACAAUUGACGAAUUUUACUAUUACGAAGACCCUUCUUUGGAUGCUAAAAUUGUUAGACUAGAAUACAAAGGAAGUUCAUAUUCCAUGUUCAUUGUCCUGCCAAAUUCUCUUGGAGGUUUAGAAAAUUUGAUAAAGAAGAUUAGUUUAACCAAAAUAUCGGAGAUGAGGUAUUAUCUAACGGCGCAAUUAGUACAGCUUAUUAUUCCCAAAUUUAAAUUUAAUUUUCAUGCAAAAUUAGCACCGAUUUUACAAAAGUUUGGGCUGCAUCAAAUCUUUCAAAAUACAAAUAGUUUUAAUGGUAUUGUGCAAACAAACAAUAGUUUAAGACGACAACUUGUCGUUUCAGAUAUUGUUCAAAAGACUGGCAUAGAAGUAGAUGAAGAAGGAAGCGUAGUGUUUUCAGCGACUGAUGUUAAUAUUGGCAAUAAAUUUGGCGAGAACAAACUUAUUUUUAAUGCAUCACAUCCAUUUAUGUUCUUCGUUGAGGGUCCCAAUGGUACUAUUUUGUUCAUUGGCAAAUACGAAGAUCCAGAGGAAAUGGAAGUUUCUGAAGAUAAAAAUGUUUCGAAUGGCGGAGUUUCAAUGGAAAAUUCAAACAAUGGAAACGCUCAAUACUAUCCAAACCAAAAUAGAAAUAAUCAAGGCAGUCUUCCAAAUAACGGAUUUGCCUCAGGUAAUAGAUUUAAUGAUGCAGGACCACCUGUUAAUUCUGGCGCACCUACCAAUUUAUCCCCUAACCUAGAUCCAGAAUAUUAUCAACCCGCUGAUUCAAACAUGGAAGAUGUAGCCUACAGGUUUAAUUUAUUCGACAUAGAGUUAUUAAAUGCAUUUACCGAUUCGCAAAAUAAUGUUUUAAUAUCCCCUGCAAGUAUUAAAACAACUUUGGCAAUGAUUUUGGAAGGAGCUAGUGGAAAUUGCGCUGAGGAAAUUAGCGAAGCUUUAAGGAUACCAGAUAUAACUCAAACAGGAGCAAGACAUAUUAUAUUAGAAUUGCUGAAUAACUUAAACGAGAAAGGGACAGCAAAUACAUUCCUAGAAAGCCACAAUGCUAUUUUCACUUCCAAUAAACAAAGAUUAUUAGAUAGUUAUAAGAAAAUUAUAAUGCAGUAUUACAAUGCCGAUUUUAAGAGCCUUGACUUUUCCAAUCCACAAUAUGCAGCCAGUGUAAUUAAUCAAUGGGCUUCAGACUCUACACAUGGCAACAUAAACGAAGUUAUUUCGUCACAAAUGAUAAGCCCAGAGACAUAUGUAAUUAUUUCUAAUGCUCUAUAUUUCAAAGGAAAGUGGAAAACCAGUUUUGAUGAAAGGAGCACUGCUCCAAAAUGUUUCCACAUCCCAUCGAAGGGAUGUACACAAGUGCAGAUGAUGCAUAUUUCUAAUAAUUUUAAUUAUAAUUAUAUUAACACUUUAAGGGCGUAUGUGGUGGAAAUACCAUAUCAGGAUAAAUUCUCCAUGUUGCUUAUCUUGCCGUCUUCAGAUACGAACGUAAGAAGCAUAAUUCGUGAUCUACCUCAUCACAGACUGACCAGUAUACUCAAUAAUCUCACCAAAUCAGAAAUAGUUUUGGAGAUACCUAAGUUUUCAUUUGAAUACUCUGUUGAUUUAGUGGAGUACCUGAAACAGCUAAAAAUCAGGGAUGUUUUCGGUCCCAAAGCAAACCUGUCUAAAAUUAUCCAAGGUAACAAUGCUUUAGUAAACAAUCUAUUGCACAAGACAAAGAUAGAAGUAGAUGAACAUGGAACUGUCGCUGCUGCAUCAACUAGUGCCAUGAUAAUACCUUUAAUGCAGCCAGUAACAGUGUCAGCAGAUCGUCCGUUCGUUUUUAUGAUAUACCAUCAAGAGACAAAAAAUAUAAUAUUCGAGGGUAUAGUGCAGAAUCCUUUGGAACAGCGAAGGCCAACUUACUAUGACGGGGAAGUACAGCAGAUUAAAACGCCAUUGCCUAGGAACAAUAAUUUUAGAAAUAGAGCUAGGUACAAUUAACUUAUAUUAACUGUUUUAGUUAUGCUCUCUUUUUAAGACUUUUAUAUCAAUGUUCAUAGAAAAAUUAAGUAUUUUUAAUAUUUCAUUUUUUAUUUGUAAAAACUUGGACAUCUGCUAUCAAAUAAAAACAAUUCGUAAAAAACAUACGGAAGUAGUCGAUAAAAAUUGAUUUACUGUAUAAAAACAUUUUUCUAUCAAAAACUAUUUCAAUUUUAUUUUAAAAUCCUGAAUAGUUCUGCAGGAUUUAAUGUCCUCCGGCCAAUUUAUUGAAAAUCCUAGGUCCGCUAUGAGCAGGAGAGUAAAUAAUCUCAGUUUAUUCUCAAAAAUAUACACAAAAAUUAAAAUCUUUAAUAUUUUAAAUAUUUCUCUGCAAGAUAAAUUUAGAAACAUUGACAACAUACCUAAUGAUAUAUUUCUGAACAAUAAAAACAUUAUAGACUAGUAGUCUCUCCUCAGAAACAGACACCAUAUCUCAAUCUAGAAUCUACUUGAGCGUAUAAGUGGCUACAUAACCUUUUUACAGUAAGUACUUUUUUUAAAUUAAAAUGAAAACAAAUUUCACUGAAUUUAAAUUUGAAAUCAACUGUUGGCAGUGGUUAUGCUAAUUCAGAUAUUCAUCAUAUGGAUUCUUAAAAAUCUUAUGCUGUUAUGAGUAUUGGCCAUCAUUUGAUCAUUUAUAGAAAAACGAAUAUCCUCUAUUUGUUUUAGGAUUAUGUUAUUUAAUUAUUUCAGUUUUUGGGCAUUGGAUUGUUAAAGGAGUAACAUUUGGUGAUCUGUUCUCAUGUCUAACACGCCCCCUGUCACUAACAAACUGUUAAUAUUUCCCAAGGUGGUCCCUAAUCUGUAAG